AUGCCAUUUCCCCUUUUCCACCCAGGACUGUAUCUUGUCGCUGCCUGUACUGCAUUCUUCUGGAGGUUUCUCAAUCGAGACUAUGGGAUCUUUCUGAAGAAAUGUUCUAUUGCAAAGCAACACGCUAUACCGGUAUUUCCCAGAAUCAACGGCGCUGAGGAUGCCAUGGGUGUUCCUCACCGAGAAGAGCCAUCUAUCUCUUCUCUACCAUCACCUGCCCACUCUCCAGGAGACAAGAGGCAUAAGAAAGAAUUUCGUCUUCAUUGGUGCGCUUCCUCUAGUGUCGGUACCAUGGGCGUGCAGAGCGCCAGCUUACUACGCGACGAUCCCUCCUCUCCAGUUGCGGGCGUGGAAGCCGUGGCCAGUCUUGCGAAUCACGCGUAUUCGGUCUCACUCGGUGCAAAUCACUAUAUGUUUUUAUUACAGGGACGCUGA
Messenger RNA from Penicillium diatomitis, 435 nucleotides. RefSeq lists its product as uncharacterized. The transcript has 2 exons. The coding region runs from base 1 to 435 and encodes 144 amino acids. The record is from RefSeq and is a predicted model, not a curated record. Lineage: Eukaryota; Fungi; Ascomycota; Eurotiomycetes; Eurotiales; Aspergillaceae.